Molecule: messenger RNA, 657 nt
Organism: Manihot esculenta (cassava)
Lineage: Eukaryota; Viridiplantae; Streptophyta; Magnoliopsida; Malpighiales; Euphorbiaceae
Product: agamous-like MADS-box protein AGL62
Exons: 2
Coding region: 1-657 (218 amino acids)
Biological process (GO): regulation of transcription by RNA polymerase II
Molecular function (GO): protein dimerization activity; RNA polymerase II cis-regulatory region sequence-specific DNA binding; DNA-binding transcription factor activity, RNA polymerase II-specific
Source: RefSeq, a predicted model, not a curated record
AUGUCAAGAAAGAGUAAGGGUCGCCAAAAGUUGGAGAUGGUGAAAAUACCAAAAGAGAGUAAUCUUUUGGUUACUUUUUCCAAACGUAGAUAUGGGGUUUUUAAGAAAGCUAGUGAAUUAGCCACUCUUUGUGGUGCUGAAAUCACUCUUAUUGUCUUCUCACCUGGCAAGAAGGUCUUCUCUUUUGGUCAUCCUUCUGUUGAAACUGUUAUUGAUCGUUUUUUCACUAGAAACCCUCCGCCAACUUCAGGUGCUCUUCAACUUAUUGAAGCUCACCGCAAUGCCAGGAUUCGAGAACUCAAUAUACAGCUCACUCAGGUUGUGAGCCAAUUGGAAAUGGACAAGAAGCGAGGAGAAGAGUUAGAUCAAUUGAGGAAAGUUAACGAGGGACAGCGCUGGUGGGAGUCUCCAAUAGAGGAACUGGACUUGCCAAGGCUGGAGCAGCUCAGGGCAUCUUUAGAGGUGCUAAGGCAGAAUGUGACAAAGAGAGCUGAGCAGCUUCUGAUUCAGACCACAAAUCAUCCUCAAUUUUAUACUCCAAAACCUGCCAUUGGGGUUGUUCCUUUUGAUCCAAAGCCUGAGGGUUUCAACACAAACAUGAUGCCUGCUGCUUAUAACUAUAAUCUUGGAUUUCGAAGUGGAAAUGGAUUCUUUUAA